GCAGUACUCUUCAGUCAUUUCAAUUAAGAAGUUCUAAUUUUUAUAAGAUAGUUAAAUGAAAGUUAUAAUUGUGUUUUCGGCAUUAAUUGCCAUUGCAGUUUCAGGGCCAAAAGAUGAUAAAAUUGAUUUAAAGAAAUUAUGUGAAGGAAUUCUUUACAGUUCACUGCCACACCCAACAGAUCCAAAUUCCUUCAUUGGAUGUUCAAAAGAGAAAGGAACAGUAAUUAAAUGUGACCACAAAGAUGAAAUUUUUGACCCGUUCUUAGUCACUUGUUCGAAAGAAAAUAAAAAUGCGAACGGAAAUAGUGAAAACGUGUGCAAUGAUAUUUCCUUCGGCAUGCUACCGCGUGAAAAUAAUUGUGAAGAAUACAUCGCUUGUGAAAACUUUACGGCACAUUUGAGAAAAUGUCCGAAGAAAAGUAUUUUUGAUCCUAAAUCACAAGCUUGUGUCAAAGGUGAUGCGAAAAAAUGCACAUUUAAAAAGAAAUCAUCAUCAUCAUCUUCAUCAUCAUCUUCUUCAUCAUCAUCAUCAUCGUCAUCGUCAUCAUCAUCAAGUGAAUCAGGAGAAACUACAAGAAGAAGCACUACAACAAGAAGAACAACGACACCGAGAACAACGACAAGUAGAACAACUACCACGAGAAGCACGACAACACCAAGCACGACAACUGCGAGAACUACAACAACCAGAAGAUCCACAACGCCUAGUACUACAACAGAAAGAACUACAACGGAAAGAACUACAACAACGAGAAGAAGAUCCACCACAACACCUUCUUGGAAUACAACCGAAAGUACUCCUUCAUGGAACACAACAGGAAGUACACCUUCGUGGAAUACAACCGGAAGUACUCCUUCAUGGAAUACAACAGGAACCACACCCUCCUGGAACACAACUGGAACCACACCUUCAUGGAACACAACUGGAACCACACCUUCAUGGAAUACAACAGACACAACUUGGUUCCCUCCCUUGAAUACCACAACAUUGAAUCCCAAUCUGACAACUCCUUCGUUGAUUACAACAACAACAACUUGGUUCCCUGCAUUGAAUACAACAACUACUCGACCAAUCGAUGAACCAACCAGACCACCUUACUUUGAAAUAUCGUUUGAAUGCCCAACAAGUGGUGUUGGAAAUAUUCCCCAUGAAGAAUCCUGUGACCGCUACUACGAAUGCAUCUUAGGCGUAAAAAAUCCAAGAAGAUGUCCGGAUGGCUUAUACUUUGACGCUAUAAGCAGACAAUGCAAGUCACCCGAAACAGCUUUGUGUGCUGACUUUAUCAGAUGUCAGAAAUAUUAGGCAAAACUUUUAAUCUUUAAACAACAAAAUCAUUUUUGUAUUUAUAAAAUUUUUAUUCAAUUCUUCAUUUACAUUGAACACUUUAAACUGUAAUGGAAAUUUAAUGUCAUCAGUUGAAUAUUAAAAAUAAUUUAUAAUCAGAAUUAAAAAUGGAAUUUCUUCAACUUAAUUUUAUUUAUUCGUAGUAAAGUUGAAAUGAUUAUGGCGUAACAAGAAGUAACGUCUUACAGAGACAAUGAGAAGCUUCAAAACAAAAACAUAAAUAAGGAAAUAAAAGAAGAAG
This is a messenger RNA of Clunio marinus, 1586 nucleotides long. The record is from the annotation of a GenBank genome assembly. Lineage: Eukaryota; Metazoa; Arthropoda; Insecta; Diptera; Chironomidae.